Messenger RNA from Prosopis cineraria, 1212 nucleotides. RefSeq lists its product as uncharacterized. The coding region runs from base 52 to 1005 and encodes 317 amino acids. Lineage: Eukaryota; Viridiplantae; Streptophyta; Magnoliopsida; Fabales; Fabaceae. The transcript has a single exon. The record is from RefSeq and is a predicted model, not a curated record.
GCCAAACAUCUUCGACCAAAUUAAACUAACAAGAGAUUCAAUUGCAAAGUUAUGGAGGUGUUAGUGUCCAGUCCUGCUAGGGAUUUCGAUUUCGAUUUCAAUGGAGGCAGAACUACUUCGCCUUACUUGAGCCUCCCUUCUUCACCCAAGCGUUUUGGCGAAUGCUAUCUAAGUGCUCCCGCCAGUCCAUCUAGACUCUCCGAGCUUGUUUCUGAAUUUGAGUAUUUUCCCACCACAGCCAAACACGACGACGACGAUCAUGGCGAUUAUAGUUUCGCGUUUGAUGUUAGCCGGGAAUCGGAGAAAUCGUCGGUCGCCGCUGAAGAUCUGUUUGAUGGCGGCAAAAUCAAGGCUCUAAAGUCUCCAUCCCGACUGGUGGCCAACGAAUUCGCAUCCAUUAGAAGCCCGCUUGUAUCUCCGAGGAAAUCAAGAUCGCCGAUGGAGGUGAUUAACGACGCUUUCUCACCUAAAAAGAAGGAAAUGCAGGAGAGAAGAGGAAGAGACAGAACUCCGGCAUCGAUGUCUUCUUCGAAUUCGGGUCGCAGAGCCUCGCGAUCUCUAUCUCCUUACAGAAAUUCUGACUAUGCAUGGGAAGAAGAACGAUACGUGCCACAACAACAACGAAUCUCAAAAGAGGAGUCGUCGUCGAAUUCCAGAGCUUUACUCACAUCCGCAUCUGGCAAUUCCAAGAGCUCGAGAAAAUGGAGAUUGAGGGACUUGUUGUUGUUCCGUAGCGCAUCGGAAGGGCGAGGGUCGAACAAGGAUUCAUUACGGAAAUACUCUGUUGCGUACAGAAGACCUGAAGAAGUUAAGAUUUCUAGCUUUAGAUCUGUAGACAGCCCCACGGCAGCACAUGGGUCGAAAAGAGGGGGAGCGAAAUCGGCGCAUGAAUUGCACUAUGCUAUGAAGAAGGCUGAGACGCAGGAUUUGAAGAAGAAAACUUUCUUGCCUUACAAACACGGGAUUUUGGGCGCCCUCGCUGGAUUUGGAUCUUUGACGAGAUAAUGAUGACGACCUCCACGACAGUUUUCUCCAAUUUCUUUCUUUCUUUUUGGGUCAACGAAACAAGUUGUAUUCUUUUAUUUGAAAGAAGCGAUGUGUUCUCCUUCAAUGUUUCGCGCUAGAUUUCUUAGCAUUGUUCGAUCAUCUUUUGUCAUUUCAAGUGUAAUUAUACCCUAAUGGUGAAAUUAUCCAAAUAUAGACUCUUGCUUA